Cololabis saira (Pacific saury) is the source of this 3353-nucleotide messenger RNA. RefSeq names its product potassium/sodium hyperpolarization-activated cyclic nucleotide-gated channel 1 (gene hcn1). NCBI's taxonomy places the organism in Eukaryota, Metazoa, Chordata, Actinopteri, Beloniformes, Belonidae. Gene Ontology annotation, molecular function: voltage-gated potassium channel activity. The transcript is spliced from 8 exons. Bases 233 to 3031 code for a protein of 932 amino acids. The record is from RefSeq and is a predicted model, not a curated record. Gene Ontology annotation, cellular component: membrane. Gene Ontology annotation, biological process: potassium ion transport; transmembrane transport.
UCGGUAGAUGGCGGUAACCCAAGAAACCCGAUCCACCGGGCUCUCGUGCACUCUGUCUCAGUUUGCAGCACUCGCAUUGUAGAUAGAGGAGCGGAACAGUUUGAAGGGCAUCAAAAGAAACAGGAGAGCUCACAGCGGGUCCUCUCCAGUUUUGCGCGCAGCUCUUGCGAGCAGGAGACGGAACGCGUUGUAACAUAGGAAGAUUCAAGGAGGGGGGAAACUAAGGAACACCAUGGAAGAAAAAUCCAAUUCGCUUUCCAGCAACAAGGAGGAGAAGGCUGAUGGGAAUAAUGUUUUUCAGAGGCAAGACUCGAUACAGAAAAAUAACACGGGGAGCCAGAAGGACCAUGGCAACUCAGUGGGCUUCAAGGGGGAGCGGGAAGAGGCCAUGGUCGGCUUUGACGAUCUGGAGGGAGCGUCCAGGCAACAUGGUUUUAUGCAGAGGCAAUUUGGGGCCAUGAUGCAGCCCGGAGUCAAUAAGUUCUCAUUGCGUAUGUUCGGCAGUCAGAAAGCCGUGGAGAAAGAGCAAGAGAGAGUCCAGACGGCCGGAUACUGGAUCAUUCACCCAUAUAGCGAUUUUAGGUUCUACUGGGACUUGAUUAUGCUCAUCAUGAUGAUGGGGAAUCUAAUCAUCAUUCCUGUGGGAAUAACCUUCUUCUCAGAGCAAACUACCACCACCUGGCUAGUCUUCAACGUGGCUUCAGACACCAUCUUCCUGGUGGACCUGGUAAUGAACUUCAGGACGGGGAUUGUCAACGAGGAGAGCUCAGAGAUCAUCCUCGAUCCCAAGGUCAUCAAGAUGAAUUACCUGAAGAGCUGGUUUGUCGUGGACUUCCUCUCCUCCAUCCCAGUGGAUUAUAUCUUUUUAAUAGUGGAGAAAGGCUUUGACUCUGAAGUCUAUAAAACAGCCCGUGCUCUGCGAAUCGUCCGCUUCACCAAGAUCCUCAGUCUUCUGCGUCUGUUGAGAUUGUCCCGGCUCAUCAGAUACAUCCACCAGUGGGAGGAGAUUUUCCAUAUGACCUAUGAUCUGGCUAGUGCAGUGGUAAGAAUAUUUAAUUUGAUAGGGAUGAUGCUGCUUCUGUGUCACUGGGAUGGCUGUCUCCAGUAUCUGGUGCCGCUCCUCCAAGACUUCCCUCCUGACUGCUGGGUGUCCCUAAAUGGUAUGGUUAACGUUUCCUGGGGUAAGCAGUACUCUUAUGCCCUCUUCAAAGCCAUGAGCCACAUGCUGUGCAUCGGGUAUGGUGCACGGGCACCUGUCAGCAUGUCUGACCUGUGGAUCACCAUGCUCAGUAUGAUCGUAGGUGCCACGUGCUAUGCUAUGUUUGUGGGCCACGCUACUGCUCUAAUCCAGUCACUGGACUCCUCGCGCAGGCAAUACCAAGAGAAGUACAAACAAGUGGAGCAAUACAUGUCCUUCCACAAACUUCCUGCAGACUUGCGGCAGAAAAUCCACGACUACUACGAGCACCGCUACCAAGGCAAGAUCUUCGAUGAGGACAACAUCCUGAGCGAACUCAACGACCCUCUCAAAGAGGAAAUCGUCAACUUCAACUGCCGUAAGCUCGUCGCCACCAUGCCUCUAUUUGCCAAUGCUGACCCCAACUUCGUGACGGGGAUGCUGAGCAAGUUGAAGUUUGAGGUCUUUCAGCCCAACGACUACAUCAUCAGGGAAGGCACCGUCGGGAAGAAGAUGUACUUCAUUCAGCACGGCGUUGCAAGCGUCAUCACCAAGUUCAACAAGGAGAUGAAGUUGACUGAUGGGUCGUACUUUGGAGAGAUCUGUCUGCUCACCAAGGGCAGGCGAACGGCAAGUGUGCGCGCCGACACCUACUGUCGACUCUUCUCCCUCUCUGUUGACCACUUUAAUGAGGUGCUGGAAGAGUACCCCAUGAUGCGACGUGCUUUUGAAACUGUGGCUAUUGACCGAUUGGACCGCAUUGGGAAGAAGAACUCCUUGCUGCUGCAGAAGUUCCAGAAGGACCUGAACGCCGGCGUUUUCAACACGCAGGAGAACGAGAUAUUGAAGCAGAUAAUUCGUCAGGACAGGGAGAUGGUGAUGAUGGUGGACCGCAAGCAGUCGGUCACCGGGAUGAACUCCACACCAAUGUCUGGAAACUCAAUCAUUAACUCGCCAGCCCAGCCGCCGUAUUCCACUGCCUUUGGUACCACUCAGCUGCAGCAGUCCUCCAUACCUAUGACUUACAGUGCUUCGGCUAUUGCCAAUGCUUCUGUGGCCCGCAUGCUGCCAGCUGCCGCCGCCGCCGCCGCAGUGCAGGGGGUUUACCCAGCUCCCAAUGUCCUUAAUUCUUCCUCACCGAACCCUCAGACUCCUCUGCAACAACAGGGAGCAGUCAUGUCACCCUGCUCCUUUACAGCUGCCAUGUGCAGUCCACCAGUGCAGACCCCCUUGGCAAGCCGAAGCUUCCAGUACGGCUCACCCACUGCCUCCCAGCUGUCACUUAUCCAGCAGCCCAUUGCCCAGCCAUCUCUACCCACACAGCAACUCGGUCAGCAGCCCCCUGCGUCAGGUGUCUCUGCAGCCUUGGCAACAACGCAGCAGCAGCCGGCACAUCAGCAGCAGCAGCAGGUCCCUUCACCUCAGCGGGGAGACAUCCACAAGAGCACACAGGCUCUGCAGUCUGGCAGCUUGAGUCGAGAUGUCCGACACUUAUCGGCCUCCCAACCGUCACUGCCACAUGACACAUCUCUGGGGCCCAGAGCUCAUCCGGCCUCGGGAGACUCUCUGGCUUCCAUAGUACCACCGACAGCGGUGACCCUCCAGGGAAUCAACCUACAGAGCGGCAUCCGCACUACAGUGCCCCAGCGGGUCAAUUUGUUCCGCCAGAUGUCGUCAGGAGCUUUGCCCCCAGUCCGCUCGGCUGCGGCUGCGGCGGCGGCGGCUGCAGCGGCGGCGGCGGCAGCGUCAUCAUCUUCAAUCCAGCACAGGGAAUCCCCUGGAUCUAGAAGAGAUUCUGUCCGGAGCAGCGCAGAGACUGAGCAAGACAAAAUGCGUUUUGCAUCAAAUUUAUGAUCCCAUAUAUCCCAUAACCCUUUCUUUUUUUAAACGUAAAUGUGUUUCAAUUCAUUUUUAAAGAUUGAGAAAGAACAAAAGAGGUAAAAAUGAGGAAUUUCAGCAGUUUUCUCUCUCCAAUUUUCCUCUAAACUAACCUCAUAGAAAUCCUGUACAUAUAAGCCCUUGUAUUAUAUUUUAGACAAUUUUGUCUCCCUAAACUUAAGAAUGUAUAUUAUACAGAUACAUCUCCUUUCCUGCAGAUAUAUACGUGUACAGUAUAUAUGUGUGUGUGUGCGUGCGUGUGUGUGUGUGUGUGUGUGUGUGUGUGUGUGUGUGUGUG